Molecule: messenger RNA, 2376 nt
Organism: Podarcis muralis (Common wall lizard)
Lineage: Eukaryota; Metazoa; Chordata; Lepidosauria; Squamata; Lacertidae
Gene: SELENOS
Product: selenoprotein S
Biological process (GO): endoplasmic reticulum unfolded protein response; retrograde protein transport, ER to cytosol
Cellular component (GO): endoplasmic reticulum membrane; Derlin-1 retrotranslocation complex; Derlin-1-VIMP complex
Source: RefSeq, a predicted model, not a curated record
CAGGACCCGGAUGUUGCCGCGGAGGAGGGUCAGUUGCAGUUCCGGGUCUUCUGCGAGAUGGAUUUGGGGGCAGCGCAAGAGGGGAAUCCGCCCCUGGAGCGGGAAGGGGUCCAGUUCCUUCAGCAGACAGUGGGCUCACUUUUUGCAGACUAUGGGUGGUACAUCCUCCUCAGUUCCGUUGCGAUCUAUCUGCUUAUACAAAAGCUCUCGCGAAGCUUUCGAGGCAAGACGCAGCCCCGCUUGGAUGCAGCAGCUGUUGAACCCGAUGCUGUGGUGAGACGACAGGAAGCUCUGCUCGCAGCCCGUCUGCGCAUGCAAGAAGAGUUGAAUGAGCAAGCAGAAAAAUUCAAAGAAAAACAGAAGAAGGCUGAAGAAGAGAAGAGAAGGCAGAAGAUUGUCAUGUGGGAAAGCAUGCAGGAAGGCAAAAGUUAUAAGGAGACCCUGAAACAGAAUCAGGAACCUGAGCCUGGAGCAUCUGCAGCGGCUGCUGCCCCAAAACCAAAACCCAACAGGAAACCUUUGCGAGGUGCUGGUUACAACCCCCUUUCUGGAGAAGGUGGCGGGACUUGUUCGUGGAGACCAGGGCGCCGCGGGCCUUCCUCAGGUGGAUGAGGCUAAUUCUGCCGGUGCUGUCCAUCGACACCGGCAGGCAUUAACUUAACUCCACAACUGUAGCUGUCUGUGGGCUGCUUGGCACAGGGACUUUGGGUGGGGGGCUGUUUUUAGCACUGUAACAGGUGGGAUUCAGCUACUGAAUCCUGUCUGCAGAAGCCCUGAGCAGGUACUUUUAGUUUGCACAUUGGGGCAUUCCUCCCUCUCUUCCCUCCUUGUGCCCCUUGAAAUUGGCUAGGGGGAGGGGUCAGGAGAACUAUAGGAACAGCGCAUGGGGGGUGGGGAGAUCAUUGCAUCUGGGAAGCAAAAAUGCUUGCGUUGCGUGGAGGAGCGCAACGUUGAAUUUCCAAAACAUUUUAAUGUAGCCAAGCUGCCCAAAAUAAAUGGUGAGCGUUGACAAAAAGCGAUGCUCGCGGGACGGGGCGGACAGUUCCUUUCCUUUCCCAGAGGCCUGGUGGCCAUGGCUUUGCACUUUAGUCUGGAUGACGGGCUUUUCUUUUGAGACGCCUUUUCUGUGAAAUGGGGAUGUUGCCCAUUCUGCCUUGCAAGAGGGCUUGUGACUUAACUUUCUGCUGAGAGUGGUUUGGACUCUGCUGGAGAAAAGCCUGUUUUAAAGGGCAGCGUGUGAUACCCCCCCCCCUUCAAAAGUGAGCUUCAGGCAUCAAAACUGGAAUUUUCUCAAAGUAGCGGAACAAACUGACACUGGGGAAGUGUGCUGGCAAGUUGGUGCAAGUAAUGGUUAGGUAGAACGACACUGCUUUGGGUGUUAGGACCAGGUGGGUUUCCUGCCCACCGUUUCCUAACUGGCUUUUCCACCCAGACUUCCUGCCGGCAAGGUGGUCAGGUAGCAUGAUUGAUGGAUUUGUUUUGAGCUUGGCUCUGAGCAUCACUGAGGAACCUGUGACUUUCAAGAUGCUACUGUCAUGCUCCAACCCCCAUCAGCCCCCAGCAAAACACCACAAAUUCAAAUCUUAACAUAGUCAAAAGACCUCAUAAAGGCACGUUAAAAUGUGAAGAUCACACAACUUUUAACAUACGCCAAAUUAGAAUAUAUGGUACUUAUAUAGACCAAGGACAGGAACAAACCACAAAUGAAAUUAACAAGAGAGUAUUUUAUGGGUCUCUUGCAGUUUAAAAGAGAUUCAGCACCAGUUUCCAUUAUUAUUCCAGUAACGAGGCCGAAUACAAUUCAAAUAUCAUUCCUGGGUAUUUUUAAUAGGAUGAGAGUAAAUAAUCUAUUAUGAUCAUCUCUGUCAAAGUUGCAUACAAAAGCCCCAAGCAUGUGUUAAUGUUUCUGUUGCUCCAUCUCUCCUAUGUAAACAAGGAAAGUAUUGUGUGAGAAACACAUGAAACCAGCCUUCCCAAUCCUGAUGCACUCCAGGUUUUCUGACUCCAACUCCCAUUCAGCCCCAGCCAUCACAGCCAACUGUCAGGGCUGAUGGGAGUUGUAGUCCAGCAACAUCCAGAGGUCCACAGGUUCCCCAGCCCUGCCUUUCGGAGUUUUCAACGUCCACAGUUAUGGAUGCCAUUGUCCCUGUACCAAGCAGCCUUGAAUGAUGCAGUCCUUAUAAAUGGUGAACGUACCACUAAUGGCUGCUGAAACUAGACAGCAAGUGGAGAGUUUUUGCCAUUUCCUCUUUUUAUGUUCUCAGCUUUGUAUGACAAAUAUAUAUAUACUGUAAAUAACAUUACAACAAUUUCUAUAGCUUUUUUCUAUAGAGAAGUAUGUAUUCUAGCUUAAUAGAUGUGUCUCAAGCAAGUAAA